AUGGCGAACAAGAGUGUGCAUCUUCCACCGGAACUAAUAACGGAAAUCCUAUUGAGGUUGCCGGUGAAGACUCUACUACGCUGCAAGUGCGUCUGUAAGUCAUGGCUUUCUCUUAUCUCUAAUCCCGACUUUGCAACUUCACAUUUUCAAUUUGCCGUCUCACCGCCUACCCAUAAACUUGUGUUCCUGGAAAAUUAUUUUGAUGCUCCUGAAACCAUAUCCAUAGAUUUUGACGCAUCACUUUACGAUGAUUCCUCAUAUUCUUCGCUAAGCCUUGAGUUUUUGCGUUUCCGAUCUUGUUGUGAAAUUGUUGGUUCUUGUAGAGGGUUUUUGUUUUUGCAUUGUGACUCAUACUUCUACCUAUGGAAUCCAUCCACUGGUGUUCAUAAAAACAUACCUGCCUCUCCUAUAACUAUUGCCUCCGUUGAUUAUUUUCCCUUGCCUCUGUAUGGUUUCGGUUACAGUCCAUCAACAGAUGAUUCCUUAGUAGUUUUUGGGUCCUACCAAUGCCGUGGUUCCUAUAGUUCCGCAGAUAGUUCUAUUGACUUGGCGAUUUUCUCAUUGAGAGCUAACGAGUGGAAGCAAGUUGAGUCUGGUUCCCAAUUUCCUUAUAGGAUUAUUCCUAAAGGUGGAGGAGCUGGUCCUAGAACCGGGUUGCUCUUGAAUGAGGUUAUUCAUUGGCUGGUUUAUAAUUACGAGGCUUCAAGUUAUGCUAUUAUUGCCUUUGAUUUAAAGGAAAUCAAAAUGUCAGAGAUAGCUCUGCCGGAUGAAUUUAUUUUAAGUGUUAGUAACACUUCUCUUAUAGAUUAUGAUUUGUUGGUAGUUGGAGGACUUAUUAGUGCGUGGAAUGUGAAGAAGUAUAAAAUUGAGAUAUGGGUCAUGCAGGAAUACAAAGUGCAUUCAUCUUGGAUCAAGACUCUUAAUUUUUCUUUUUAUCCCGCUCCGGAUUUUUCGCCAUUAUGCUUUACAAACUUUGGCGAUAUAGUUGGAACAGUUCGUGGCGGUGGAUUAGUGAAGUUAAAUGACAAAGGACAGCUGCUAGAGCAUCACUCUUAUGGUAAUUGUUACUUCGAAAGAUCCCAAAUGACGGUAUAUACAGAGUCUUUGCUCUCACUCCCUAGUGGCACUGGGCAAGCUUUAGACGACUCUUGA
This is a messenger RNA of Lathyrus sativus (Indian pea), 1152 nucleotides long. The record is from the annotation of a GenBank genome assembly. NCBI's taxonomy places the organism in Eukaryota, Viridiplantae, Streptophyta, Magnoliopsida, Fabales, Fabaceae.